CUAUAAUGACCAGCUUCAUCCGAGGCAAGCAGGCUGGUAUACAGAACGAUCUCUCCGCCGGACUGACGCCCGAGCAUGUCGCUAUUGACGACAUCGAGCGCUAUGGUAUUAACAGUCAGAUAGGUGCCAUCGCCUACGAUCCUGUGCAAUCACUGCUGGCGGUGGGCACAAAGGACAGCAAAUUCGGUCCUGGACAAAUCUACAUCUUCGGUAGAGGCAGAGUGGCCGUCAUCCUGGAUCUACCGCAACGAGCAUCAGCCAAGCAGAUACAAUUCUGUGCAGACAAACUUGUCUGUCUCGACUCAAAGAACGACUUAUCAUUUUAUUCGCUCGAGGCGAAGAAGUUGAUUGGGUCUCACUCUCCACCUGGUGUCGCUACAUGCAUCGCGACGGAUCCCGCGCUGGACUAUGCCUUGAUUGGUAUGCAGACUGGAGACGUUCUUGCUUAUGAUAUGGACAGAGAAGGAGCCGCUCCUUUCCGUAUCCCAAACCUGUGGGUUGAGCAUGACUCAAGGGCACGAGUGUCACCAGUUGUCAGCAUCCAGUUCCAUCCUAGAGAUAUUGGAAAGCUCCUGAUCGGCUAUGUUCACGGUGCCGUUACCUUCUCCUUCAAACAGAAUCAAGCUCAGAGGUUCUUCCAGUAUGAGGUUCCUGCUGGAGCACCGGGUGGCCAUGCGGACCCUUCAACAUCAAGAACUCCUCGCUGGCCGAAACUUACUCAAGCAGUUUGGCAUCCUACUGGCACUUUUAUCUUGACAGGACAUGAAGACAGCUCAAUGGUAUUCUGGGAUCCCAAGGAUGGCAGAAUCAUUCUGGCUCGAACGACCAGCGAAACACAUAUCAACGUGCCUGGUAAGGGUGCCACGACCCUUGGACCGACAGUAUCAGUCAAAGAGCCUAUCUUCAAGGUUGCGUGGUGUGCGAACAAGGAUCCUGACGACACAGCUCUUCUUAUUGCUGGUGGUGCAGACACGACUAUGCCAACAAAAGGCAUGACAUUCUUCGAACUGGGCCGAACACCAAACUACGCUACAUCAAGUUGGGACGUCCUUGCUGACCAUUUGGAGUCGCCUCGCCGACAAAGAGUGCUUCCAACCCCACCUAAUGCCGAAGUUGUCGAUUUCUGCCUUAUUCCUCGAGAAUCACCACACUUUGCUGGGGCUCAAGACCCCAUUGCCAUUCUAGCGCUGUUGUCGUCUGGAGAGGUCAUCACACUCAGCUUCCCAAGCGGCAUCCCAAUCACACCAACCAAUCAGCUGCAUGUAUCCAUGACAUUUGUGCAUCCGUUUAUCAGACGAGCAAAUGUUACUACGGUUGACAGAGUCAAGUGGCUCGGUAUGACUGAGACUCGCAACCAGGGUCCCCAGAUCUUGAAAGGUGGCGUGGAGCAAACACAUCCUCUCAAACGAUACGAAAACCGAAAUAUCAUCCAAACAAUGCAUGCAGAUGGCACGGUCAGAUUGUGGGACGCAGGUCAUGGUGACGAGCUUGAGAACGACAAAGUCCUCGAAGCGGGUGUUGGUCGAGCUGUGGGACGUAUCGAGGGCGUCGAUAUCACCAACACCUCUCUGGCCAGCGCAAGUAGCGAGUUCGCAGCAGGCACGAGAAGCGGUGAAGUUGCAAUCUUCCGCUGGGGAAACAACCGAAACUUUGGCCGUGAUGUGCCACCCUCUGCUGGUGAAAAUCGUCUCAAUGCUCUGACAAACAUCAUGGACAGAGCUGAUCCCAGUCUGAAGGAGGAGUGGGUGACGAAACUGGAGUUCAGCGUCAUGACUCUCGAAGAUGAAAACUACUCUAGUGUCAAUCUGCAUGCUGGCACUAACCUAGGUCGACUGGCGACUUUCAAGCUCGUUCCCGAUAGCAGCGGGCGUUACUGUGUGGACUUCAAGGGCGUGACCUCGUUCGAUGGUCGCAUCAUCCACAUCUCACCCGUCGAUACCCACACAGGCAGACCCGCAUCCGCAACUCCUGAUGCUGUAGCCAAUCUUCGCAACGGCGUAAAGACUGAGGGUGUUCUCGUCGCCGUAACCACAAGCGAAGCUCGUAUCUUCCGUCCAGCAACCUCCAAGGGCGCUCACAAGACNUUUGACAGCUAUUCCUGCGAAUCAGCAGCGGUGGUAAGAUUCCAAGAUCAAGGCUAUGUGCUUGCUGGCUUAUUCGGCGAUGGCACUGUGCGUGCAUAUACCUUGCCUGCAUUGAGAGAGCUCAAUUCCAUCAACAUAUCGCAUAUUCUGGACACCAGACGAUUUGCCGAUUCCAUCAUCAUUCCCAAUGGAGACAUUUUCGGUUGGACUGGUCCUUCUGAGAUGGCUCUGAUCAACAUGUGGGGAACAGGCCAACUACUACCCACAAUCUCAAACUUCCAAUGGGUGGCAGGAACACAAUACAUAACACCCGCAGACAUGGACAUUCUAAGUAAAUCUCCCUGUCACCUCCCCUUCCUCCCCAUCAACACCACUAACCUCUCCCCUCAACANGUCGGCGGCCCCGACCGUCCCCCCUCCAAACGCAUGCUCGCCCAAUCCCGCGCAGACGAAGCUUCUCGCCUCGCCGCCUCUCGCCGCCCUGCUUCCUCCUCAUCCUCAGCAGCACAAGGCAGCAAUGAAGGCUGGGGCGCCUACAUGCAACGCCAAAUCCAAGAACGCACAGAAAAGCUAAAUAUCAUGGGAGACUCGAUGGAGAAUUUGGAAAACAAUAGUCAGGGGUGGGCGGAUGAUGUUAGUAAGUUUGUGAAUCGGCAGAAGAGGGGUGCUGUUACGGGGUUGAUUAAACAUAAGUUUGGGUUU
Aureobasidium musti is the source of this 2786-nucleotide messenger RNA. Lineage: Eukaryota; Fungi; Ascomycota; Dothideomycetes; Dothideales; Saccotheciaceae. The record is from the annotation of a GenBank genome assembly.